UGUCUUAUUUCUUGUUUCAUGAUUAGUGGGGUCAGGUUGUCAGUUUUACACCGGCGAUCAGGUGGACUGUAGUAGUGACAAUUGAAUGUGAUUAGUGCAAUCGCGGGUGUAAACACCCCUCUCUCUCUUUCUCUCCUACGCGCGUCCGUUCGCCAUGCGAGACAUGCCGCUUCAAGGAUUGCGAUAAUAUGGCAACGUUCGACGAGUCUGAUCAGAUCACACCGCAUUUAACAUAUGCUGCCGAUAAGCUCGAAUGGAUCCCGUUGUCUCUGACACUGGUGGAAUAUCCGCAAGGGGAUCUUUUCGGAAAGCUAUUAGCUGUGUUAAGUCUAUUGCCCUUUGCCAUUAUAACUGGUUUUAUCACAUUAAUACUUUUUAGGAGAGAUUUACAUACUAUUGUAUUUUUUAUUGGAAUUAUUAUCAAUGAUUGUAUAAAUUCUGUAUUGAAAUAUACAAUUUGUGAAGCAAGGCCGAUGAAGAGAGAUAGCUUGUAUGUCGAAUAUGGUAUGCCAUCUACGCAUGCACAACUUAUGUGGUUUUUUACUGCAUACACAACACUUUUUAUAUAUUUUAGAUUAAAUUACAACUGUACGAUAGUUGAGAAGUUUUGUCGGACAAUAGUAGCAGUAGGAUGCAUUAUCACAGCCGUACUGAUAACUUACAGUAGAGUAUAUCUACUAUAUCAUUCAAUUACUCAAGUAUUCUUUGGUACGUUACUUGGACUUGCAUUGGGAAUAGCAUGGUUUAUAAUUGUGCAUACGGUUUUAACGCCAUUCUUUCCUAUAGUGGUUUCGUGGCGAAUAUCAGAAUACCUGCUGUUGCGCGACACGACCCUAAUUCCUAACGUCUUGUGGUUCGAAUACACGAGUAUUCGCACGGAAGCUCGGGCGCGGGCUCGAAAGCUAUCGGCAAUCGGCAGAUCACACUGAUAAUGGCUGCUCAAUGGGCUGAUAAUGGAUAAUAAAUGCCUUGAUAAAAAACAAUUAAAAAAUAUUAAACAUUCCUUUGAUUGACAAAGCUUGAAAAGUAACUUGACAAUGUGUCUGAAAUAUUUGAAUCAAUACUCGAUUUUGUUAUCAGAAAAAAUGAAAUGUUCGACAUCAUUAUCUAACAUUGUUAUUAUAUUACAAUAAUUGCUAAUAUUAAUAUAAUAUUAAGCAUUUUUAUUGAAAGAAACAGUCGUGUGAUACAAGUUUACACGAUUCGCGAUUGUUGCACAAGAUGUAUAAAAAGGAAACAAGUUAUUUAGUGUGCAUAGCUAUAUUAAAAGACAAUUGUGCAUAUGUCACCAAGAUUAUCUUGGUUCAUAGUUGGUCAAAUGCUUGUUCCAAUUUUAAGCAUGAGUAUACUGAACGAGUUACAUUUUCUUUAUGUUUUGCUAUCAAAUAUCCAACAGUACAUUUUGUACAGAUUCCUAAAGGGAUAUAUAUCCCGCAUUAUUCUUCUUCAUGUGAUCCAAAUACUUAAUUAAGUUAGAUCGAAAUAUUAACAAAGAAUUUAUGCAUCUACAGUUAAUUCAAUUAAAUCAAGAUUAGAAAUUGAAAACAAGGAACGAUUAGUUGCUUGCCUAACAGUGAGUAGCUGCAAAGAAAAAACAACAUAUUGUUUCUGAACAAUAUGUCUAGUUUACUUGACGAUUACACCAGAGAAUUAUUUAUUGCAAAGCUUUAUUGGCAGAUUCUGAACUUUUCUACUAAUGUUUUAUUGAAACUUCUUCCAGAGUGUCACGCCAAAAUCUCAUUUCCAAAUGUUCAGUACACGUUAAUAUACAUUGUAUAUACAUUGAGAUAUUUAUUUUUCAAAAAACAAGUGAGAUUAAGACAUAUGAUAAUGCAUUUAGUUACAAGCAACCAUUCAAGUGAAAUGCAACAAAGAACGUUAUGAAAAGUACUGAAUAUAAAUAAAAUUAAAUAAAAUUAUUAAUAAAAAUCAAUAAAAUUGUAAUGCAUACAAUGUAUUUUACACAUUGUAUGUAUCCUAAGUGUGUUGGUGCAAAUUCCUUCUUGUUUAUCGUUGAUUUAUUAUCAUGUUAUUGCCUGAAAAUUAAAUAGUAUAUCAAUCUGAA
This is a messenger RNA of Cataglyphis hispanica, 2065 nucleotides long. RefSeq names its product dolichyldiphosphatase 1-like. Gene Ontology annotation, molecular function: sphingosine-1-phosphate phosphatase activity. The record is from RefSeq and is a predicted model, not a curated record. The transcript is spliced from 5 exons. NCBI's taxonomy places the organism in Eukaryota, Metazoa, Arthropoda, Insecta, Hymenoptera, Formicidae. Bases 189 to 929 code for a protein of 246 amino acids.